Labrus bergylta (ballan wrasse) is the source of this 4031-nucleotide messenger RNA. It is a transcript of the gene mogs, whose product is annotated as mannosyl-oligosaccharide glucosidase. Gene Ontology annotation, cellular component: endoplasmic reticulum membrane. NCBI's taxonomy places the organism in Eukaryota, Metazoa, Chordata, Actinopteri, Labriformes, Labridae. Gene Ontology annotation, biological process: protein N-linked glycosylation; oligosaccharide metabolic process. Gene Ontology annotation, molecular function: Glc3Man9GlcNAc2 oligosaccharide glucosidase activity. The record is from RefSeq and is a predicted model, not a curated record.
CAGGAAGUGGCUCCUGAGCUAGCAACGGAUAAUGAGCAGCUGAGACUCUGCCAUUUUUUUUUUUUUUUUACAGCUUCAGAAGGGCAUGAUGGGCAGGCAGAGGAAGAGGGUGGUAACUGGUGAAGCUGCUCCCCCUCCAAGGAAAGAUGAGAAGCCCUCUGCAUUACACCGCAAAGAGAAGAAGAAGAAAGUUGAUAUUGGAAAAAUCUUCAUCAACAUCUCAAUUGGCCUCUGCAUAUUCAGCCUGAUCUGGUUCUUUUACGCCCUCUACAUGCGGUCAAGCCUGGCCAAACGUGUGGUGACCCUGCAUCCGUCAUCUCAUGUCCUGGAUGCUAACAGCAGCAGUGCCAAGGUUUCCCCAGAGAGGUUCUGGGGCUCAUACAGGCCUCAGGUCUAUUUUGGCAUGAAAACCAGGAGCCGUUCAAUUGUGACAGGCAUGAUGUGGAUGCGUCAGUUCUCUGACCUGGAUGUAAACUUGAGGCACACUUGUGAGCAAGGGGAUCGCUUGCAAGGCUAUGGCUGGCUGAUGCAUGAUGGGAUUACCUUUGGCGUCCAGGAAAUCAGAGAUAACGAUUUCACACUAACCACAGAGUUUGUCAAGAAGAUGGGAGGGGAUCACGGAGGAGACUGGACCUGGAGGAUCACUGCUAAACAGCAUAGCUCUGCCCCUCAAGCGCCCGUCAUCUCCCUGAUGUUUUACGCAGCGGCAGACACACAGGGCUCACUGGAGGCUCAUGUUGAGGAGAGAAACCGCCUUGCAUCCAUCACUGGUUUCUCAGAGGAGCUUGGCAACUUUAAGAUUACCUUCCGAAAGCCGGUUACCGGGGAAUUAUCCAGCGCUAAAUAUGCCAGUUACAACUAUCUUCAGAGUUCCCCCGGCUUGGAGAAGCUGACUGACAUUGUCAAGCACAGUCUGAACCGCAGGUUUGUAUACAGCUCGCCUUCUGGUGAGAAGAGACAUUACAUAGCUGUAGACACCUACAAGCCCCCUCACCACCAAAACCAACAGAAUCCUGCGGACAUAAGGAAAGAAAGCGACUUUGUGGUCCACCAGGUGACUGUCCAAACGCCAUUCCAGAUUGAAGUCCUGUUUGAGUCUGGGAGCUUUCACAACCGUCCUAACCAACUCGUAGGCUCAAUUAUGACUCAGGAGCUGGAGAAGAGGAAAUCUGAGUUUGACACAAAGUUUGAAAAGACUUUUGGGCUUGAGAGCAAAGGCUAUAGCCAUUCACAUAUCAAGUUCGCCAAAGCAGCACUCAGCAACAUGCUUGGUGGAGUGGGCUAUUUCUACGGCCAGUCAGUAGUUCAAUCCGUCUACAAUGAAUACCCAUUACUAUACCCUGAAGGUGCUUUAUUCACUGCAGUACCAUCACGCUCCUUCUUUCCCAGAGGCUUCCUUUGGGAUGAAGGCUUUCACCAGCUACUGCUCAGCAAGUGGGAUCCCCAGGUGACCAGGGAGGCUAUUGCCCACUGGAUGGACCUGAUGAAUAUGGAGGGCUGGAUCCCCAGGGAGCAGAUCCUGGGAGACGAGGCUCGCAGUAAAGUCCCAGCUGAGUUUGUUGUUCAGCGCAAUGAGAACGCCAAUCCACCUACUCUUUUCUUGGGUCUUCAGGAGCUUAUUCAACAGUUUUCUUCAAAUCCAGAUAAGACGGCGUCUCAAGCAACCUUGCCUUUUCUUCGAAGACUGUUCCCCAGACUUAAAACCUGGUUUGAGUGGUACAACACCACACAAACAGGACCCCUACCAAACUCUUACCGUUGGCGUGGACGUGACAAGGACACCAAUCUUUUCCUAAAUCCCAAAACAUUGACCUCUGGGCUGGAUGACUACCCUCGGGCCUCACACCCAUCUGCAGAUGAGCGCCAUGUGGAUUUACACUGCUGGAUGGCCCUGUCUUCAGGCAUCAUGGCCAGUAUAGCCAAACUUUUAGGUGAGUCACAUCAGGACUAUGAACUUUCCCACAAAGUACUCAGUGACAACAACCUGCUGAAUGAGCUCCACUGGUCAGAACAACUCAGGUCUUUCAGUGAUUUUGGAAACCACACCCAGGCUGUGUCCUUGCAGCAGGAGAAAGUGUAUGUGCCACCCGGACAACCUCGACAUCAGUUCCCUGUAGCUCGCCUUGUGCGCUCUGUCCGCCGGGCCCCCAAGCAGCAGUUUGUUAAUGCUUUGGGUUACAUUAGCUUGUUCCCUUUCUUACUGCACAUUCUUACACCGGAUUCACCCAAACUAGAACAUAUCCUUCGUGACAUGAGAGACUCAAAUAAGCUGUGGACACCCUAUGGCCUGCGUUCACUGUCUAAGUCUGAUCCAAUGUAUAUGAAGCGAAACACAGAACAUGAUGCCCCCUACUGGAGGGGACCGAUAUGGAUUAACAUCAACUAUUUGGCAGUCAGAGCCCUGCACCACUAUGGCAACGCGGAAGGACCAUACAAAGAGAAAGCAGCUGCUCUUUAUGAGGAACUCAGGACUAAUAUUAUCAAUAGUUAUAGACAGUAUAUUGAAACAGGCUAUAUCUGGGAACAGUACAAUGACAGCACUGGCAGGGGCCAAGGUAGCCACCCCUUCACUGGCUGGUCUGCCCUGACAGUAUUAAUGAUGGCUGAACAGUACUGAUACUGUGUAUUCAACUCAAUUGUUCUGAGAUGUUUUCCUUUAAUUUAUCCAAAACAAAAACAUGAUCAGGAUAGAAAGUAGUAUUUCUUGAAUGCAUGAAAACUAUUUAAAUCCAGCAUAAAAAUAAGUCUCACCAGACCAAUUUGAAAUGGAUUAAAUCUGGAACUUCUCAGUUCCUAUCUGAUACUAAUAGGCUUAUUCAACAUGCACAGAGCUUUGUUAAAACAUGAUUCAGAACUUACUCAUUGUACAUAACAUGAACUACUGUCCUCUUCGGAAAUACUGAUGUUACAAGAAAUUCAGACUGUUUCACAUUGCAGCAGCCAUCCUGGUUCACAAUGAAAAUGUCUCAGUGGCUUUCUAACCGUUACAGUUUUACUUCUUCUAAAUACUAAAUUAACAGUUAAGAUUGGCCCAACCACACAGGUUGGCUGGAAAUCUGUCUGAGAAGAAGGAGGAACAAACGCAUCUGCCAGGUAAAAAAAAAAAAAAAAGCUCUGGAAGAUUUGCCUGGUUCCCAGUCUAGAAUAAUAUCACUCAUAUAGCAUUGCCAUGUUUAACUUACAAAAAAAAAAAAAAGUAUUUUUCACACAGGUAUUCUCUAUGGAGCAAUUUCAUACAAGUGUAAGUGCAGCUACUCUGUUUUUGCUAUGUGGUGCCAAGCACUGUCUGGUGCUUCAAUUUUAUACUUAAGAUGCAUUUAGGAAACCCUGAACUCAUAUACCUCACAACUUCAUACCACACAUCAAACGCCAUGUUUAAUUUGGAAAAUCAGGAUUGAUGAUGACAGUCAUUUUUCUUUUGUUUGCUGAGAAGUGCUGGUCUCAUUCUUGCACACUGUAAGUGAAGCACUAUAUGUUCAGAUUUGAGAAAAGGAGUGCAUAAAUUAACAUUUUUGCAGUCUUUUGACGAAAAAAAAGGGCCUUUGUACUUUAUGGCGCCAUUUAUUUUUUAUCAAAUGUCCUAAGUUUUUUUUUUUCUUUAAUAAUUUACAAUUUUGAUAUUUAAUUGUUUGGUCACAGUCUUAGAAAAACAUUGUUCUAAAAUAUCUUGCCAAUGAUUUCUUAAAUAACCGCUUUAAAAAGCAGCCAUAUUUUGUAUCUACAGGCCGUGGUUUUACUGACAGGGAUAAUUCAUUGACGGUGAUAUCAGUAUAGUUUUGUUAAAAACAAUAAAUGGUUCAAAUUUGUUUCAGACUACUGUACUUUUUGGUUAUUUUUCUUCAUUAUCUACACUGAUGAAAGCAAAUUAUUUAUUGAAUCCAAACCUAAAGCGUCAGUCUCAGCUUGUUCUGUAUUACACAAAUAACCAUAUCCCUCAGUUGUUUCUUCUUUUUGUUAAGUAUUUUGUCUGUCAUGAUCGUGAGUAACUACAGUCAAUAAAAGAAUCAUAUGAUGCCUUCACAAAAAAACCA